AUAGUAUUGUAUAGCUGAUAUUUUAAAAAUUUUACACUGAUUGUUCUAUGUUCACCAGUAGUAUUGUAUACAUUUUUUAACAUUAUAAUAUUUUUAAUAUUAUUUUUAAAAUAUGUAUGGAAGAAAAGGCUUUAAGCUUAUAUCAGAAUUAGAUUUAUAUUCUGAUAUAUUGCCAUUUAAUGAAGCAUUAAUUAAAGAAAUUUUGCAAGAAAUGCAAUCCCUCUAUGAUGCAAAUGUGGCAAAUAGCAAUGCCAUUAGGAAUGAUAAUAAUAUGGCAUUAUUACCAUCUGUACAGUUGAGACAUAUAGCAUUAAAAAGGAACAAAAGAUGUAUCUUAGCAUACAUAUAUAACAGAAUGAGGAAACUAAAAGAAUUACGAUGGGAAUUAGGAAGCAUUCUACCACCAGAAAUAAAUACCAAUCUAAUAAAUGCUGAGGUUCAGUGGUUUCAGUCAUACAAUAAAUCUUUAGCUAAAUACAUGAGAUCCUUGGGAGAAGAUCAUGGGUUUAAUCUAACAACGAACAUGGUGCCUCCAAAAACUCUUUAUGUAGAGGUGAAAUGUGUAGAGGAUUUUGGAAAAUUGGAACUGGAUGAUGGUCAAGUUAUUUUAUUGAAAAAAAAUACAUAUCAUUUAUUACCAAGAUCUGUAUGUGAACCUCUGAUACGACAAGGAAUUCUUGAACAUAAGAGUACAUGAUAUUUUUAUAUUUUGCGAAAAUAAAAAUUAUAUAGUCAUA
Frieseomelitta varia is the source of this 737-nucleotide messenger RNA. Its product is annotated as DNA replication complex GINS protein PSF1-like. Gene Ontology annotation, biological process: DNA strand elongation involved in mitotic DNA replication; DNA replication. Bases 113 to 697 code for a protein of 194 amino acids. NCBI's taxonomy places the organism in Eukaryota, Metazoa, Arthropoda, Insecta, Hymenoptera, Apidae. Gene Ontology annotation, cellular component: GINS complex. The transcript is spliced from 4 exons. The record is from RefSeq and is a predicted model, not a curated record.